Tilletiaria anomala UBC 951 is the source of this 860-nucleotide messenger RNA. RefSeq lists its product as uncharacterized. The transcript has a single exon. The record is from RefSeq and is a predicted model, not a curated record. The annotation marks the transcript as partial. NCBI's taxonomy places the organism in Eukaryota, Fungi, Basidiomycota, Exobasidiomycetes, Georgefischeriales, Tilletiariaceae.
CUGAGGUCUAAUGUAAUUUAAUCAUCAGGUAUUCCAGGAGAUUCCAUGCGUGUGCCAGGCAAGCUCAGGCACAAGAUGCGUCGAGCAGCGCGUGUUGUUCUGUUGUGCUGUGAAAAGAAAGCCUGGUCUCGCGGACACGGUCCGCACGGUGGCGGGCCAACGCAACUGCACACCCCGCCUGGUGACCAAUGAGUUACAUAAGAGGACUUCGAAGAUGCAAAACUGUGUCUUUGUGUGUCUGCUGUCGUCAAGAAUUCGAACUGGUCUCCCUGUCCUUGGGAAAGGCGUCAAGUUGCUCGACUCCUGCCCACUGGCCUCCGCAAGGGAAGCUCGGAACCCCGGACCCGAUCACCUACCCUGCCUAUGUCGGCCCACCUGCUCGGCCAAUUGUUAUUCGUUUCGCAAGCUGACUAUUAUACCACUGGAUAGCGCUUUGAUCAGCUCUACAUUCGUCGCCAACAGCUUGGACCCCGGAAUUCGGUCCAGCCACACUGGUGCUCUUGGUGACGAGUUAAUAUAGCUGAUCGAACGCUAUCCAAUGGUGUCGUGAGCUCGCGGAACGAAUAAUAAUUGGCCGAGCAGACACUAAGCCGAAACCACGACUGGAGAUGGCGGAGGUCGAUCUGAUAUAUCCAAGUCAAGGUCAGUCUGAGCCUUUCCUCUUGCUUGAGCUUGACGAAUGAUAGGGCUUGACGACACGUCGAGUGUCGAUGUGUCGAAGACUCCGCCUGCCCGUCGUUGUUGACUGUUGUUGAAGUUAGUUCGAAGGCGGCAGAAGCUCAGCUGAAGAAUCCUGAUGCUAUUCCUGUGCUGCUGGGACCUGUGGGGUGCAGCGGUACUGCUGGCUGGCAGCAGAACCA